AUGGAGGGAGAAGAGGGGCCAGGCGCCGCGGCGGCUGGGCCGCCGGCGGGCGGGGCCGGAGGAGGGGGAGGAAGUGUCAUGGCGGCGGCUGCGAGUGGGUCUGGUGGCGCGGGCUCGGCGGUGCGGGGUGGCGGCGCCUCUUUGUCGGCAUCGCGCUGGUUCUUCAGCCGGGAGCAGCUGGAGAGCACGCCGACCCGGCGCUGCGGGGUGGAGGCCGACAAGGAGCUCUCGUAUCGGCAGCAGGCGGCCAACCUCAUCCAGGACAUGGGCCAGCGCCUCAACGUAUCUCAGCUUACAAUAAAUACUGCAAUUGUUUACAUGCACAGGUUUUAUAUGCAUCAUUCCUUCACAAAAUUUAAUAGAAAUGGUGAAGGGAGUGGUCUCAAAGUGAAUAUAAUCUCUCCUACUGCAUUGUUUUUGGCUGCGAAAGUGGAAGAACAGCCACGAAAACUCGAACAUGUUAUCAAAGUAGCACAUGCCUGUCUUCAUCCUCAAGAGCUACAGCUGGAUACAAAAAGUGAUGCAUACCUUCAACAGGCCCAAGAACUGGUUAUACUUGAAACAAUAAUGCUUCAAACUUUAGGUUUUGAGAUUACCAUUGAACAUCCACAUACAGAUGUUGUGAAAUGUACGCAGUUAGUGAGAGCAAGCAAGGAUUUGGCACAGACAUCCUAUUUCAUGGCUACCAACAGCCUGCACCUUACUACCUUCUGUCUUCAGUACAAACCCACAGUGAUAGCAUGUGUGUGCAUUCAUUUGGCAUGCAAGUGGUCCAAUUGGGAGAUUCCUGUAUCGACGGAUGGAAAGCAUUGGUGGGAAUAUGUUGAUCCUUCAGUUACUCUGGAAUUGCUAGAUGAGCUCACACACGAGUUUCUGCAAAUAUUAGAGAAAACGCCUAGCAGACUGAAGAGGAUUCGUAAUUGGAGGGCUAAUCAGGCUGCUAAGAAACCGAAAGGAGAUGGACAGGUAUCUGAGAAUUCUCUUCUUGGUUCAUCUUUGGUCCAGAAUUCCAUUUUGGUGGAUACAGUUACUGGUGUAUCUGCCAACACAAGCUUCCAAAAAUCAUCGACAUCGACCUUUCCUCCACCAGUACCUCUGAACUCAGGGAGUAUGUCUGUUCAACACAGUCAUGCACCUGAAAACUUGGCAAUAUUAGCUACAGGAAUGCCAAGUACCUCAUAUAGUUUGGCAUCACACCAGGAAUGGCCUCUACAUCAAGAACAAACAAGGACCGAACAAAUAUAUUCUCAGAAACAGGAAACUACGUUACCUGGUAGUCAAUAUAAUCUGAACUUCCAAUCAGGAACUUCUGUACAAUUGCAUUCUGGGUUACAUCACAGAUCUGACAAACUUACUGAGCAUUCCACUGGUAAACAAGACUAUGCUCACAAGUCAGGAAACAAACACCAUGGACAGGUUGCUGCUCCUAUAAUUCCUCAGAAAAUGUCCUUGGAUAAAUACAGAGAGAAACGCAAACUAGAAACCCUUGAACUGGAUGUAAGGGAACAUUAUGUAGCUACCCAAGUAGAACAGCAACAUAAAAAGCACAUCCAACCACAAGCAGCCAGUAGCAGUUCUGUUACUUCCCCUAUUAAAAUGAAAAUUCCUGUUGCAAAUGCAGAGAAACCAGAAAAACAUUUGUCUGAUAAAAAAGAAAAGGGUGGAUCACUCAAACUGCGAAUACCAAUCCCACCUACAGAAAAGAGUUCCAGUAAAGAAGAUCUGAAAAUGAAAAUUAAAGUUUCUUCAGAAAGACACAGCUCAUCAGAUGAGGGCAGUGGAAAAAGCAAACACUCAAGUCCACAUGUUAGCAAAGAUCAUAAAGAAAAGCACAAAGAACAUUCUUCAAAUCGCCAUCACGGUAGCAGUCACAAGCAUUCACAUAGUGGUGGCAGUAGUAGUGGCGGCAGUAAACAUAGCACUGAUGGAAUAACACCAACUGUUUUGAGGAGUCCUGUUGGCCUGAGUAGUGAUGGUAAUUCCUCUAGUUCCGGCUCUUCAAGGAAGAAGUUGCACAGCAAUGAUGCUUCUCACAACCACCACUCCAAAUUGAGCAAAAGUUCCAAAAGUUCAGGUAGUUCAUCUAGUUCUUCCUCCUCUGUUAAGCAGUAUGUAUCCUCUCACAACUCUGUUUUUAACCUUCCCUUACCCCCUCCUCCCCCUGUCACAUACCAGGUGGGCUACGGACAUCUCAGCACCCUCGUGAAACUGGACAAGAAGCCAGUGGAGAACGGUCCUGAUGCCAAUCACGAGUACAGUACAAACAGCCAGCAUAUGGACUACAAAGAUACAUUCGACAUGCUGGAUUCGCUGUUAAGUGCCCAAGGAAUGAACAUGUAAUCAAUUGUUUAGGUCACUUUUCUUUACUUUUUUAAUUUAAGAAUUGUUAGAAU
This is a messenger RNA of Emys orbicularis (European pond turtle), 2393 nucleotides long. RefSeq names its product cyclin T2 (gene CCNT2). The record is from RefSeq and is a predicted model, not a curated record. Gene Ontology annotation, cellular component: nucleus; cyclin/CDK positive transcription elongation factor complex. The transcript has 10 exons. NCBI's taxonomy places the organism in Eukaryota, Metazoa, Chordata, Testudines, Emydidae. Gene Ontology annotation, molecular function: cyclin-dependent protein serine/threonine kinase activator activity. Gene Ontology annotation, biological process: positive regulation of DNA-templated transcription, elongation; regulation of transcription by RNA polymerase II. The coding region runs from base 1 to 2340 and encodes 779 amino acids.